Aspergillus japonicus CBS 114.51 is the source of this 696-nucleotide messenger RNA. RefSeq lists its product as uncharacterized. NCBI's taxonomy places the organism in Eukaryota, Fungi, Ascomycota, Eurotiomycetes, Eurotiales, Aspergillaceae. The transcript has 7 exons. Bases 1 to 696 code for a protein of 231 amino acids. The record is from RefSeq and is a predicted model, not a curated record.
AUGGAGGUCAGAGAAUGGGAAGAGACAGCUGAAGGAGGUCCAUUGACAAACUGGAGCUAUAGUUGGCACCUUUUUGUGUACCAAAGUGGGCCGCAUAUUCCUGCUUCAGUACUUGACGUCUCGUACCAGAUGCCAUGCCAGCAAGUUUGGGACAUCAUGCAAGCUGCCUCCGACUCGACACAUUUCUACAUUGAAGUAUGUGUCAUCACGACCACCCAACACAUCAAUGCCACAACCGCAGUCACCGCCCACCACAUGCACCCGCCCUACAAGAAACGAGGCACCGCACCCCUAAACGUACUGGCUAGCAUCGUGCUCGCGGGCGUCCCCCAAAUCCGAUGUCAAUACCACCCGGUUCAGCAGCUUGCACAUACUGUGACAUCCACCAACGCAGAGACCUCCCAUAAUUGCCCCACUGGCCGACCAGCCCAGCAUCUAAGCAUAUCGAGUGACUCUCAACGCCUCGAACAACACAACAACCCCCCACACCACACGAGCAGAGCGCUAAAUCAAGCGCCACUUCAACAAGCGGGUCCCAUAGCUCAGUUGUCGAGGGUUCGACCCCCUCUGGGACCAUCUUUUUGCCUCCUGCGCAUUCUCUUUUGCAGGUUUACAGUGAUGGGUAACCUGCUGUAUGUUGCCGACGUGUUCAGAUCAAUUGAGAUGGGGCAAGAGUGGUGGAUUUCUCGCAUCUAG